UAUAAUCUUUCCAUUAUAAUGGAUGAUAAUCGACCUCCGCUAAAGGCGUUGAGUAGCCAAAAACGUGAUAUUGAACAAAUUUAUCAGAAGAAAAGUCAAAUAGAACAAGUCCUGUUACAUCCACGAAAAUUCAUUGGUUCAACUAACAGAAAGAUAAAGCAAAUGUGGGUUUAUGACGGUCAACAUGGAAUGGUUUUACGUGAUAUUUCAUUUGUGCCUGGAUUGUAUAAAAUCUUUGAUGAAAUUCUAGUCAAUGUUGGUCAUAAAAUAAAAAAAGAUCUAAAUAUGAACCUCAUUCGUAUCGAUAUCAAUAGUGAAGAUAAUGAAAUCAGUGUCUACAAUAAUGGCCGUGGUAUACCGGUUGUUAUACAUGAAGAAGAAAAAAUUUAUGUUCCGACAUUGUUUUUUGGUCAUCUAUUAGCAUCAUCAAACUAUAAUGACAAUGGAAAAAAAAUUGUUGGUGGCCGGAAUGAUUAUGGUGCUAAAUUGUGUAAUAUUUUUAGCACAAUGUUCAAGAUUGAAACAUCAUCACGUGAAUAUAAUAAAUGUUUUUCACAAACAUGGAAAGAUAACAUGCAAACGGCUGAAGAACCAAUCAUACGACCAUCGGAGGGUGACGAUUACACCCGUGUGACAUUUAAGCCUGAUUUGAAAAAAUUCAAUAUGACACAUUUAGAUAAAGAUAUUGUCGAUCUAUUCAGUCGUCGUGCAUACGAUAUAGCUGGCUCAUCAAAUGAGAUAAAUGUAAUUCUAAAUGGUGAACGUCUCCAUGUUAAAGGAUUUCAAAGUUACAUUAAUAUGUUUAUCAGAGAUAAUGAAGAUAAAAAUAACAAACAAUUGAAAUUAGCUCACGAAAUUUUGAGUGAUCGUUGGGAAAUCGCCCUUGCUUUAAGUGAUAAAGGUUUCCAACAAAUUAGUUUCGUAAACACUAUUGCUACAACAAAUGGCGGCAAACAUGUUGAGCAUGUUACAAAUCUAAUCAUGGAUCAUUUAAUAGAAACGGUCAAGAGAAAAAGUGGAAAAUCAAAAAUCAAUCUUGAACCAAAUCAAAUACGCAAACAUAUGUGGGUUUUUGUUAACUGUUAUAUCGAUAAUCCAAUAUUUGACUCAGAAAUGAAACAAAAGUUGACAUCACAAAUAAAAAAAAAUGUGGGAUCGAAAUGUUCGCCAAGUGAAAAUUUUUUCACAUCUAUCACGAAAAUCGGUAUCGUGGAUUCAAUCCUUAGUUGGAUUCGUUUUAAACAAACUGAAAUCGAAAAGAAAUCGAGUUGGAAAAAAUGCAGUAAACUUAAAAAUAUUCCGAAAUUGGAAGAUGCCAUUUAUGCGGGAACAAGAAAAUCAUUAAAAUGUACCUUGAUAUUGACAGAGGGUGAUUCAGCUAAAUCGUUGGUUAUUGCUGGAUUGAGUGCUAUUGGGCGUAAGAAAUUCGGAGUCUUCCCUUUAAAGGGAAAAUUUUUGAAUGUGCGCCAGGCCAAUAAUAAUCAAAUUCAACAAAACCGGGAAAUCACCAAUUUGGUUAAAAUUCUUGGGUUACAAUAUAAGAAGAAAUAUACAACCACUGAAGAUUUAAAAACACUCCGAUAUGGCAAAUUGAUGCUCAUGUGUGAUCAGGACCUAGAUGGUUGUCAUAUCACUGGCCUAGUUAUUAAUUUUAUUCAACUAUAUUGGCCAUCUUUGUUUAAAUUGAAUUUUAUCGAACAAUUUAUCACGCCUAUAGUAAAAGCGAGUAAAGGUAGUUUCAAACGUGCCUUCUAUUCGCUACCCGAAUUCGAAGAAUGGAAACAAGAGACAUCAAACUACAAAUCUUACAAGAUAAAAUACUACAAAGGUUUGGGUACUUCCACAUCGGAAGAAGCCAAAGAAUAUUUUUCUGAUAUGAAACGCCAUCGAAUCAAAUUCCGUUAUGAUGAUGAGGACGAUGAUAGAGCAGUGGAAUUGGCAUUCAGUAAGAAGAUGAUCGAAGCAAGAAAAGAAUGGCUCACAAAAGGAAUGGAAGAACGUCGUCGAAGACGUGAUAAUGGUGAAAAAGAAAUCUAUCUUUACGAACAAAACACACGUGAAGUUACGUAUAAAGAUUUUAUCAACAAAGAAUUGAUUCUUUUCUCCAAUAUGGAUAAUGAACGAUCUAUACCAUCGUCGGUGGAUGGAUUUAAACGUGGACAGCGUAAAGUGACAUAUACUUGUUUCAAACGUAAUGACAAACGUGAAGUAAAAGUGGCCCAAUUAGCUGGAUCGGUUGGUGAAUUGAGUGCCUAUCAUCACGGUGAAAUGUCUUUGAUGUCAACCAUUAUCAAUUUGGCACAGAAUUUUGUGGGAAGUAAUAAUAUUAAUCUACUUCAACCACUUGGCCAGUUUGGAACAAGACUUCAAGGUGGCAAAGAUGCUGCUAGUCCUCGUUAUAUUUUCACAUGUUUAAGUCCAUUGGCAAGAUUAUUUCCACCAUUGGAUGAUCCAUUAUUGGCUUACCAGUAUGAUGAUAAUCUAAGAAUUGAACCUGAAUACUAUGUUCCAAUCAUUCCAAUGGUUUUAGUCAAUGGUGCAGAAGGUAUUGGCACCGGUUGGAGUACCAAGGUUCCUAAUUAUGAUCCACGAGCUAUUGUUGAUAACAUUAAACGAAUGCUUCGUAAUGAAGAACCUUUGGAAAUGAAUCCAUGGUAUAAAGAUUUCAGAGGUACCGUGGUGAAAGUGGAACCAAUGAAAUAUGUUAUCAAUGGUGAAGUUGCCAUUUUGGAUGAACAAACUAUCGAAAUUACAGAAUUACCGAUACGUACCUGGACUCAAGUUUAUAAGGAAUCAGUUUUGGAUCCAAUGCUAAAUGAUACGGAACAAAGUCCUGCACUCAUCGAUGACUAUAAAGAAUAUUAUACCGACACCACUGUCAAAUUUGUUGUUAAAAUGAAUAAAAAUGCAUGGGAAAAAGUAAUGCGAGAUGGCAUACAUAAAGAAUUCAAAUUACAAUCUUCAAUGUCAAUUUCAUCGAUGGUUUUGUUUGAUACUAAUGGUGUUAUUCGACGAUAUGAAUCACCUUUGGAUAUUUUACGAGAAUUUUUCACUUUCCGUUUGGAUUUCUAUGUUCGACGCAAGAGAUACUAUGAAGGUAUGCUUGAAGCUGAAGCACUUAAACUUGAAAAUCAAGUACGUUUCAUUUUGGAAAAAAAUGACCAAAAAAUCAUUAUGGAAAAUAUUGAGAGAAAAGAAUUUCUCAAGAUAUUGAUUGAACGAAAAUAUGAUUCUGAUCCUGUGAAAGCAUGUCGUAAGGAAUUUAAUAUCGAUCAAAAUGAACCCGACACCACGUUAAAUAACAAAAAUGGAGACAUUGAAAAUGAUGAUGAAAUUCCUGAAACGGAAGAAGAAGAAAAAUAUGAUUUUGAUUAUCUCAUCGAAAUGACAAUGCUAACAAUGUUCAAAGAAGAAGUUCAAGAAUUAUUUAAAAAACUUGAUGCAAAAAAAUCUGAACUAGAAGAACUUAAACGUAGCACGCCAGAAAUGCUUUGGGAAAAAGAUUUGGAUGCAUUCCUUGAAGAACUUGAACGUUUGGAAAAAGAUGAACGUGAAAAUGCGCUGAAUUCAAAUAUGGAUGAUAUCUAUAAACCAAGUGCACUGUCUUAUCGAAUUGAACCGAUAAUAGAAGUUGAAAAUAAUCAAUCGGAAAAUGAACGGGUAAAAAAAUCGAUUAAUAAUAAAAAAGAAAUGCGAAAGAUUGUUGUAGCCACUACAUCAACAACUUCGACUAUAAAUGAAAAAAGAAAAUCUGAUGAAUUU
Molecule: messenger RNA, 3762 nt
Organism: Dermatophagoides farinae (American house dust mite)
Lineage: Eukaryota; Metazoa; Arthropoda; Arachnida; Sarcoptiformes; Pyroglyphidae
Source: RefSeq, a predicted model, not a curated record